UUUGAGUUUAUAUUAGUUUUACAUAUGGUGACGUAUUUUCUUCAUGUGUGCAUGUAUGGAAAUGAGUUGAUUAAAUAACUACCAGGAGUUGUGUACAAUGAAUGAUCAUCGAAACCUGUACCGAAACUCAAGCCAAAGACUAACGACGACCAUUAUCCUCUAAAGUUAGAAACAGAGUAAUAGUUAGGGCGUGAAGUGUGAGUGUGAGUGGCACAGCUGAUUUACAGAGCUGUGCACUGACCAGAGGUUAGUGUUUUCUUUUUACGAGGAAGUGGGAUGUGGUCGCUUGGAUUCAGGACUGCUGUAGGAACCUGUAGCUAUAAAUCUUCAGUGGGACGGCGGUCAAACUUAGAAUGGCUACAGAGGAUCGAGUAUUAAAGUCAUCUCUAGCCGUCGGCGAUGGAGCUGAAAAUGAACACGCAACAGAAUGGAAGAGCAGGAGAGCGGAGCGCGCGCGAGCUCCGGUGCCUCUCUCUCAUCAGGUGGCUGGUCACAAGUACGGCAUCCAUAAAGUCGGUAUCCUACAACACUAUGAUGGGACUGUACUGAAACAGCUGCAGCCUCCACCCAGGGGCCCAUGUGAGAUGCAAUUCUACACACAGGUGUUUUCUCAAGACUGUACAGAUCCACACCUACUGGCCUUACAACAACACCUACCCAAAUACUAUGGCACAUGGUCAUCUCCAGAUAAACCAAAUGAGCUGUAUAUGAAGCUGGAGGAUGUGGCCGGGAGGUUCACAUGUCCAUGCAUCAUGGAUGUGAAGAUUGGGAGAAAAAGCUAUGAUCCGUUUGCCUCACAAGAGAAACGGGAAGAGCACAUUAGAAAGUAUCCUCUAAUGGAAGAGAUUGGGUUCUUGAUUUUAGGAAUGAGGGUUUACCACAUAGCUUCAGGAAGUUAUAUUAGUCAUGAACAGUUCUUUGGACGCAGUCUGACGAAGGAAACACUCAAAACUGGAUUAGCUAGAUUUUUCCAUAAUGGAGAGGAGCUAAGAAAAGAUGCCAUUUCUACUAGCAUCCAUAAAAUCCGUAACAUCCUGCGUUGGUUUGAGGGCCAGAAGCAGCUCCACUUCUAUGCCAGCUCUCUGUUGUUUGUGUAUGAGGGCUCGCAUCACAUAGGCAAUGCAAAGAAUGGAAAUGAAACUCUGACAGUACAGGAAUAUAGAGCUGAGCCAGAGAACAGAAGUAAUGUUCACCUCAGUAGCUCAAAGCUGAAGAUCUCAUGUGGACAGGUAAACUGUAGUAGCAUUCUUGAAGCCAUUCACAAUGUGAGGAAAGUGAAUGGGUUUGGGUCUCACUCUUUACAUCACCAGUCUAUGGGAAUUACUGCUGACAUGGAGGCAAAAGAAAACACUGUGGUUGAAGGCAAAAGAUCAAAUGGUGGGAAAGAGGAAAAUGUAGAGGUCAGGAUGAUUGAUUUUGCCCACGUGUUUCCCAGUGACAGCUCAGAUGAUGGCUACAUGUAUGGACUGAGGAGCCUCCUCUUUGUUCUGGAGCAGAUACUUAAAGACUGACUAUAUGUCCUCUAAGAUAAUACCAGUUAUAUGGCUUGGAUAACUUUGAUAGACUUUUUUUCUAUCAUGGGUUUAUCAAAAUUCAUCUUGUAAGGAUGUUGAAAUAGUGAGGUGGAGUCAGUAAUUUAUUAUAUAAUGAAUGGUACCUAAGAUAUACUCUGCUGGUUGAUGGCAGGAAGAUGUUUAUUGCAGAUUACCUUUUUUAAUUAAAAUCACCAUACUUACUGACCCCCCUAAAAACAAACAAAAAAGAAACAAACAGAUGAAUCUAGGUGACAGUGAAUGUAACUGAAAUGAAUUUAUUAAAAAACAAAACAAAACAAGGAAGAUGUAAAGCAAACUUGUCUAGAACACAGCUCAUAUGUGAAUAUUUGAGUUGAUUAUUCUUUAUAUUUCUAUUAUGGUCUCAAUAAAUGUAUGCCUAUAUUAGGAAUGAGGUGUGUAUUUUUAAAAUAACUGUAGGUGAUGAUUCUUUUGCCUUGGUUAAUACAUUUUAAUAGUAUUUUAAUAAAUGAUAUGACUUUGUAUUAAUUCUCUCCACAUUCAUUAUUUGUUUUGAUGUAAUUCUUGGCAUGGUCACUUGGUGGCACCAGACUCUUUUGCUAAGCUACUUAAUGGGUU
Molecule: messenger RNA, 2132 nt
Organism: Hemibagrus wyckioides
Lineage: Eukaryota; Metazoa; Chordata; Actinopteri; Siluriformes; Bagridae
Gene: ipmka
Product: inositol polyphosphate multikinase a
Exons: 7
Coding region: 354-1511 (385 amino acids)
Biological process (GO): inositol phosphate biosynthetic process
Cellular component (GO): nucleus; cytoplasm
Molecular function (GO): inositol-1,4,5-trisphosphate 3-kinase activity; inositol tetrakisphosphate kinase activity
Source: RefSeq, a predicted model, not a curated record